This is a messenger RNA of Cicer arietinum (chickpea), 4251 nucleotides long. RefSeq lists its product as uncharacterized. The record is from RefSeq and is a predicted model, not a curated record. Lineage: Eukaryota; Viridiplantae; Streptophyta; Magnoliopsida; Fabales; Fabaceae.
CCUAUUUAUAUCAUUACCUGCGGGUCCCUCUUUAUUUCUCUCUCAAAAAUUCACCGUCAAUGUGUUUUUCUCUCUUUCUCUAUCUACAAUCCCAUCCCAUCUUCUUCUGUUCAAUCCUCUGGUCAAUGCAGGAUAUUCCUUACUGCAUGAGCUGCUAAGAGAACAUAUGGUUCAAGCGUUGACUUAUGGCGGUAGACAAAAGAUUUGAUUCUAGUGCAGCUAGUCCGGAGGAAUUGGCUUUCAAGGGAACUCUCUCAAAUGAGCAGAGGGGAAAUUCGAUAAAUGGCGAUUUGGACAGGUCUGCAAGUGUCCGUGGUGGUGAUGACGGUCAGAUGUUUGUUUCUGGUGCUAAUAUGUUGCAAGGAAGUUCUACAUCUUCAGGAGAUUCGAAUCCGUUAGCUCAGUCUUCAAUGUUGGAUCCAAUUACCGUUGGAGGUCAAAAGUAUACUAGGUCAACUGAGUUCAGACGGGUCCUAGGGAAAUCAUCUGGAAACACCCUCGAAGAUGGUGCUUUCCGAACUGCUAAUCUGAAGUCUCCCUUUCCAGCGGCUACGAAGGAAUUGAAACGAUUCAAAGCAUGUAUGCAAGAGGCCUGUGCCAAGGCUAGACAUGGAUCAAAAAGGUUGGAUGAAUCUAUACACAAGUUGAACAAGUGUUGGGAGGCUGUAAACGCAAAGAAACAGUUUCAGAACGAGUUGUUGCCAAAUGAAAUGAUGAGUGGGUCCCAUUUAUCAAAAUUGGGAAGUCAGACUCACCAGAGCCCCACAGAGCUUGCCAAUCAAAGGCUAGAGGACAGGCCUAAGAAUGUCAUUCUUAAUAAGCGCAUUCGUACCUCAGCCGCUGAGAUACAGGCGGAAGGGCAAAGUAAUAGCUUUGUGAGACAGCCUUCGGCAAUCGGAAAGAAUAAAGACAACAUCAGGGAUAGUGCCAAGGUUUGUGGUGCUGUAGACGAGAAGAUUCAAAGGUUACCUGCAAGUGGAGAAACUUGGGAUAGAAAAAUGCUAAGAAAACGUUCCAAGGGAAAUGUCUUUGAUGGAUCCAUCGACGAGGAAGGAGAUAUUAAAAGAGUUAUGCAUCUAAAGCAAGCUAACGUGUCUGGUAUGCAGUCUUGUGAUGCCAAAGGUUUGAGGUCUGAUGUACGUGACAAAAAUUACACUGGUGGCAAUUAUCCACUGACAAAAGGCAAAGCUUCAAGGGCGCCUCGAACUGGUAAUUUGAUUGCUGGAAACUCGUCUUCUGUAUCUCAUUCUUCUGAAACUCUUGAAGCCUCAGAACAGUUUUCAAAUGUGCACAAGUUCCAUUCAGAAAGUGGGACACUCUGUCGAAAGCGUACUUUGCCUGCAGGAUCGCCUAUAUCCCAUAUUGCCCAAUGGGUUGGACAGAGACCUCAAAAAAUUUCUCGCACUCGAAGAGCAAAUAUGGUAUUCCCGGUCUUAAAUUGUGAUGAACUGCCGGCACCAUUAGAAGGUUGUUCCCCUUCUGAUGUUGGUACUAGAGUGACUUCCACUACAACUAGCGGACAACAUAUAUCCAAGGGUGAUAUCAACAGCAUUCAACUAGGUCGAAUGAAACAUGAAAAUGAUUCAUCCCCAACCAAAUUAUUUGAAAGUGAAGAAUGCGGUGCUGGAGAAAACGGUGAAAGUAAAUUAAAGGAGAAAGGAUUGGGCAGAAACAAAGGUGAUGAAAGAGCCAUAAAUAAUUCCUGUAAUAUAAGUUCCUACGUGUCAGUGACACAAAAGAAGAAAAUGCUGAACAAAGAGGAGAUUGAGAUUGGAGAUGGUCUGCAUAGUCAGUGUAGUGGUAGCAGCGGCUUUUCAGUUUUGAAGACUGGCAUCUCAUCAAGGAAUGAAAAGUUAGAGAUUUUAACCCUGACAAAUCCAAUUCAAAAUAUGAAGCCUUCUUCUGAAAAGAAUGCUAGUAGAUCAAGGCAACCUCGUUUGAAGAAAUCACGCAAUAGUAAAGCUAUUGCUCAUCUCGGGCAUCCAUCAACUAACAAUUCCCCUGAUAUUGCUGGUAGGUCAGGCGAUGACGGCGAGGAACUAUUAUCUGCUGCCAACUUUGCUAGCAAUGCCAGCUAUAUCGGCUGUUCUAGUUCAUUUUGGAAGAAAAUGGAACCUAAUUUCGCUCCUGUCAACUUGGAAGACAUUGCCUACUUGAAGCAGCUGGUUAAAACAAUAGAGGAUGAUCAGAGAUGUCUAUCUCAAAUGCUUUGCCUUCGAAGUGAUGUCACGGAUGGGGUUGUGCUUACUGACAACCUUUUAUCGCAAAGUUGUCUUGAGGGAGAAAUAGGGAGAAACAUUUUAAGCCAAACUGAUUCAAAAGAGCUAUCCUCAAUGGUUGACAUGGUUGAACAACAUCACGAUGACAGCUUUCUGUGCAGUGAAAUGGAUUCAGAAAGCAAACUAGCACCUUUGUACCAAAGAGUACUGACAGCUCUGAUCAUUGACGAUCAAAUUGAUGAAACUGUUGGAGAUGGAAACAUAUCUUCUAUGUGUGAAAGAGAUGAUCCUCUUUUGACGGCUUGCUUCUCUCGGGAUUUUGAGAACCAAUUUACCAUCUGUAGGACUAAACAUGGAUUCAACACUGAUACCAUUUCCUGUAACGGGAAUGCUACCUUUACUUGUGGCACAAACAUUCAUGUUCAAGAUCUUGACGAUGUUUUGCAAGUGGAUCACCGACCAUGCUCCUCAUCUCUCAAUCACCAUUUUGAGCAAAUGUGCGUGGAGGAUAAACUCUUACUGGAGCUACACAGCGUUGGUCUAUAUCCAGAACCAGUGCCUGAUCUUGCUGAUAGUGGUUGUGAAGCUAUUGAUCAAGAUAUUAUUCAAUUACAGAAGGGACACUUCCAACAGCUCACUGAAAAGAGAGAAUACUUUAUGAAACUUACUCAAGCAGUAGAAGAAGGCAGGGAAAUGGAACAGCGAGCCCUUGAGCAAGUUGCUAUGGACAAGCUUGUUGAGUUGGCUUAUAAAAAGAAGCUGGCCACUCGUGCAACUAGUGCUGCAAGGUAUGGACUUUCUAAGGUCUCAAGGCCAGUUGCUUUGGCUUUCAUGAAGAGGACUCUUGCUAGAUGCCGGACAUUUGAGGAAACUGGGAAAAGUUGCUUUCUGGAUCCUGUGUUUAAAGAUGUCCUAUUUGCAACUCCUGCCCAUGACAACUAUACUAUCUCAGCUGAUGCUGAAAACCGGCCACUCGCUCAAAAUUCUCAGCAAGAAUCUCCACUACCAGGUUCAUUUCCUUGCGGGGAGCAAAAUGUCUUGGGAAAUCCAGACCAUCCCUCUGACAUGGAUUUUGCCGGGACUGGAUCAAUGCUGAACAGGGGGAAGAAAGAAGUGCUACUUGACGAUGUUGGUGUUGGUGCUUCCUUGAGACCUAGAUCAACUCUUGGCAAUUCUUUCAUGAUUGAAGCAAAGGGAAAGGGGGCUGAAAGAGAGAGGGACAAAGACACCUCGGGGAGAAAUUCUGUUAAAAAAGGCGGUCGUCCUUCUGCAAGGAACUCAAGGGGUCGGCGUAAAAUGAAAGCAAAGGCCAAACCAAAUGCAGCUCAACUAUCUACUUCUGCAAAAGGAUCUCUUGGCAUGUUUGUGGAAAAUGCAAACUCUGCGCAUCAAUAUACUUAUGGCUCUGAUGAACUGGUUCCCAAUGGUAACAACAGAAAAAGUCAAGUUGGGUCUGUAUCUCAUGGUUAUACUACUAACGAGUUAGCCGUUGAAACCGAGGAACCCUUGGGCCUUACAAACAUUCAUGAACUAGACUCCAUAGAAGUAGGUGUAGAUAAUGAACUUAAUGGGCAUCAAGACCUGGAUUCUUGGUUAAAAAACAUUGAUGAGGAUGCUUUAGAAGAUGAUGCGGUUGGCCUAGACAUACCGAUGGACGACCUGUCCAUGGUUCUGUGAAGACGAACCAGGAUAUUAUAUAAUCCUAUGCAGGACAUGGUGUUUAUUAACAGUGCUGUUUCGGUUGAACGAUGCACAUACAACUUAUGCCUCUCAAGUUGGCACUCUUAGUUAUUCUCAUGACUUUCGUAUAGUUAUUAUUAGUCAGUAUCUACAAAUACCAAAUAUAGAAGCCCAAGAAAGGGUUAAAGAAAUAGAAAAGAAAGAUAAGGUAGUCCUCAAUUGUUCAUAUGAUCUAGAGCACCAUAGGUUGUAACUAUUACAUUCGUUACAAGAUUUUGACAAUCCGGUUGUUAUUUUCUUUCAUGAACUUAUAAAUCAUCUUCUUCCAAAUUACAGCAAAUUUGUUGAAUAA